UGGCGUAACGGCCCAAAGCGGGCCAUGCAGUCAGACGCGGGGGGGCGAUAUAUCCACUCCGUGUCCGAUUUAUGUGGUGCUGACGAAAUUGAAUUUCUACUUGACGAUAUUCGAGAUUUGGAAACUGUUAACUAUCGUGCAGAAGACAUACAGGACUUCGAGAUAGCAGGAAGUCAGACAGGUGGUGCGGGGGCGUUGGAUUCGCCACUUGGGACGGUGCAUUCGUGGGAUUCACACGCAAAUUAUCGUCUGCGACUCGACGCCUCCCCCCCUGUGCCACUAUUUUCUGGGGUGAUUGUGUAUUGUGAUCAUACUCACCUCCUAACAUCUAUUGGAUUCAUACGACUUUUACUAGUGGUAACUAGUAUAGCGUGCCUUGGGUGUUUGUGCUCAUCAGGAACAGUACAAGUAGGAUUAUUUAUGUUACCCUUGGCAGGGCGUAUUCGUUUAAUGAUGUUUAUUACAAUAUUUAGUUUGUUAAUUACAUCAUUACUUCUUUUUCUUGAUAUAUCGCAUACAAUUUAUUUAUUCCCAUUUAAUUGGGGUAAAUUGAAUGCAUAUCUUUAUGUAGGUAUUGGUCUAAUGUAUUUUAUCUCAUCAACGUUAAUAUUUCAUAUGGUAUUUUUAUCGGAUGCUUUUUCAUGGGUUCCUCGGUGGACAAAAGAACAUCUUUUAAUAACAGGAUGUUUAGGUUUCAUUUGCUGUUUGGAAUCAGUAAUAAUGUCAUUUAUUCACAAAUAUCAGUGUAGAACAUAUGAUCCAGUAGUUGAAGAUCCUCCAUUUACGUUACAAGAACGAGCGAAUUCACCUACAAAUAAUACUGCAGAUAACGCUCAAUCACCAUUGGUAAUAUAUUGCCCGCCAGCAAUACCAUCAACAUCGCGACAAAAUCCAUCAUGGACUUUAGAUGAUGUCCAACCGUGUUCAUCCAGAUGUACAAAUCCUCAUCGACUUGCAUGAUAGCAAUCGAUGAUCAGUAGAUAGAACGUGUAAAAUCAAAAAAACGUGUUUUUUUCCAAACACAACAAAUUACAUACCUCCCAAAUAAAAAAAAAUAAAAAAAAUAUGCUAUCGGUUGGUGCUGAGAAAUGUCUUAGGAAAUACGUAGAUAUGCGUUUUGUAAAGAUUGGAAAUUCAUAAAUUUCCAUAUUGACGGUUUUGUACAGUUUUCAAAGUCUGAUUUGUGUAUUGAAAUGGUAAGUGUUGCGAUGAAAAGUAGAAAGUCUACCCCAGAUCCUUAUGCUUAAAACUGAAGUAUCUUUAAUGGUUGUUGUUUAGAAACGUAUUUAACAAAAAAAAAGACCAAUUUUUAUAAAAAAAAUUACUUUCAGCCAUGUUUUGAAUGUUAAUGAAA
This is a messenger RNA of Chrysoperla carnea, 1354 nucleotides long. RefSeq lists its product as uncharacterized. The transcript has 5 exons. Bases 25 to 960 code for a protein of 311 amino acids. The record is from RefSeq and is a predicted model, not a curated record. Lineage: Eukaryota; Metazoa; Arthropoda; Insecta; Neuroptera; Chrysopidae.